Lactuca virosa is the source of this 888-nucleotide messenger RNA. The record is from the annotation of a GenBank genome assembly. NCBI's taxonomy places the organism in Eukaryota, Viridiplantae, Streptophyta, Magnoliopsida, Asterales, Asteraceae.
AUGAAAUGGGAGGACGUUGAAAUAGGAGAACCAGAAGACAUGAGAAAUUCAAAUGAGAAAGAAAGCCAUCAGAGUAAAACUUCAUUGAUGUUUAUUUCCGUCAAAACAUCUGCAAAGCAACUUCAAUAUGGGGACGGUGGUAGUGGUAACAACUGGAGGUCCAGGACUAACCGGCCAGCGAGAGUCGGAGUCUCGGAGAUAUUGUCGCAUUUGUCGCUUUCCCCAUGGAAGCAUACUUUGAAAAACAGAUACUCCCUGCAAAAAAAAAAUGCCCUGGGGUAUACGAUAGAUUCAACAGGGAUCUAUCAAAUGGUAACAGAGCAAUCGCAGUCGGUAUUGGAGAAGGAACGGAAAGCAGAAACAGAGUUGGCAAGAAAAGCUGAAGCUGGAAUAUCAAAAGAAGAAGAGACUAGAUACUCGUCAAUGGAGAUGCAUCAUCAGAACAAGAUAAAGAGAUAUGAAGAGAGAGAGGCUGAGAUAGCUAAAUGGAGAGAGUAUUACUGCUCAGAGGAAGGAAUGGAGGCUGAGAAAGCUAAGUGGAGGAAGAUUUAUUACUCUACUUUGAAAGAGAAAGAGAAAGAGAAAGAGCUCCCACCACCAACGUUGUCGCCGACACAACCAACACCGCCGACGUCUCCACCUCCAUUAGCGCCGCCGUCUCCACCACAUCCACCGUCCCCUACACCUCUAGAGUUCAAGAACAGAAAAGAUGGCGCAGUUUGGGACAUUGGAGGCUCAAAUCAGCUCGUUAGAAAAUUGGAGGCGCCUUUGAUCGAUGGCUACAAACCACCAUUACCGCCGCCGCCGCCAUCUCCAUCUCCACCACCGUCAACUCUGCUGCCUCCACCACCUCUAGGAUCGAAAACAGCAGCGAGAAGAAGAUUUUGA